UUCGUGCUGCUAUCAAAGGAUAUGCAGCAGAAACUAGCACAAAUUUAAUUUUAGGAAAAACGACAAAAUAUCCAGACGGCAGUGGUUAUAGACAAGCAUACUUUUUCUGUGAAAAACAGGGAAAUUAUGGUGGAAAAAAACAACAAUAUACCACUAAACGCACUGGUUGUCCUUUUGUUGUUG
Molecule: messenger RNA, 183 nt
Organism: Racocetra persica
Lineage: Eukaryota; Fungi; Glomeromycota; Glomeromycetes; Diversisporales; Gigasporaceae
Source: the annotation of a GenBank genome assembly